Acinonyx jubatus (cheetah) is the source of this 6410-nucleotide messenger RNA. RefSeq names its product C-type lectin domain containing 16A (gene CLEC16A). Gene Ontology annotation, biological process: endosome to lysosome transport; endosomal transport; regulation of autophagosome maturation. The transcript has 23 exons. Bases 190 to 3225 code for a protein of 1011 amino acids. Gene Ontology annotation, cellular component: endolysosome membrane; late endosome. The record is from RefSeq and is a predicted model, not a curated record. Lineage: Eukaryota; Metazoa; Chordata; Mammalia; Carnivora; Felidae.
CGCGGCGGUCGAACGGCCGGUUCCGGCUGAAUGUCAGUGCGGAGCUGUGGGCCGGGGAGGAAGGUGGUUGGCGGUCCUUCUACCACCUCCGCCGCUGCCUCCUCCGCUUGUGCUGCCGCUGCGGGCGCUCGGUCGCUCGGCCGCUCGGGCAUGAGGCCGUGAGGCGGGCAACGGGUCGGGGCCGCCGACAUGUUUGGCCGCUCGCGGAGCUGGGUGGGCGGGGGCCACGGCAAGUCUUCCCGCAACAUCCACUCCUUGGACCACCUCAAGUAUCUGUACCACGUUUUGACCAAAAACACCACAGUCACAGAACAGAACCGGAACCUGCUAGUGGAGACCAUCCGUUCCAUCACUGAGAUCCUAAUUUGGGGAGAUCAAAAUGACAGCUCUGUAUUUGACUUCUUCUUGGAGAAGAACAUGUUUGUUUUCUUCUUGAACAUCCUGCGGCAGAAAUCAGGCCGCUACGUGUGCGUUCAGCUGCUGCAGACCUUGAACAUCCUCUUUGAGAAUAUCAGUCACGAGACCUCACUCUAUUAUUUGCUCUCUAAUAACUAUGUAAAUUCUAUCAUUGUCCAUAAGUUUGACUUUUCCGAUGAGGAGAUUAUGGCAUAUUAUAUAUCAUUCCUGAAAACACUUUCGUUAAAACUCAACAACCACACCGUCCAUUUCUUUUACAACGAGCACACUAACGACUUUGCCCUGUACACAGAAGCCAUCAAAUUUUUCAACCACCCCGAAAGCAUGGUUAGAAUUGCUGUAAGAACCAUAACUUUGAAUGUCUACAAAGUGGAUAACCAGGCCAUGCUGCACUAUAUCCGAGAUAAAACUGCUGUUCCUUACUUCUCCAAUUUGGUCUGGUUCAUCGGGAGCCACGUGAUCGAACUCGAUAACUGUGUGCAGACCGACGAGGAGCACCGGAAUCGGGGGAAACUGAGCGACCUGGUGGCCGAGCACCUGGACCACCUGCACUAUCUCAAUGACAUCCUGAUCAUCAACUGUGAGUUCCUCAAUGACGUGCUCACGGACCACCUGCUGAACAGGCUCUUUGUGCCCCUCUAUGUGUACUCACUGGAGAACCAGGACAAGGGAGGAGAACGCCCGAAAAUCAGCCUGCCGGUUUCUCUCUAUCUCCUGUCGCAGGUCUUCCUAAUUAUACAUCACGCACCCCUGGUGAACUCACUAGCGGAAGUCAUUCUGAACGGUGAUCUGUCUGAGAUGUAUGCUAAGAGCGAACAGGAUGUUCAGCGAAGUUGCGCCAAGCCCAGCAUUCGGUGCUUCAUUAAACCCACCGAGACGCUAGAGCGGUCCCUUGAGAUGAAUAAGCACAAGGGCAAGAGGCGGGUGCAAAAGAGACCCAACUACAAAAACGUUGGGGAGGAAGAAGAUGAGGAGAAGGGGCCCGCCGAGGACUCCCAGGAAGACGCUGAGAAGGCUAAAGGUACUGAGGGUGGUUCAAAAGGCACCAAGACGAGUGGGGACAGUGAAGAGAUAGAGAUGGUGAUCAUGGAGCGCAGCAAGCUCCCGGAGCUGGCGGCCAGCACGUCCGUGCAGGAACAGAACACCACGGACGAGGAGAAGAGCGCCGCCACGGGCUUGGAGAGCGUGCAGUGGAGCAGACCCUUCCUAGAUAUGGUGUACCACGCCCUGGACAGCCCGGAUGACGACUACCACGCACUGUUUGUGCUCUGCCUCCUCUAUGCCAUGUCUCAUAACAAAGGCAUGGAUCCUGAGAAACUAGAGCAAAUCCAGCUCCCGGUGCCCAGUGCGGCCGACAAGACCACCUACAACCAUCUCCUGGUCGAAAGACUCAUCAGGAUCAUGAACAACGCUGCCCAGCCAGAUGGGAAGAUCCGGUUGGCGACGCUGGAGCUGAGCUGCCUGCUCCUAAAGCAGCAAGUCGUGGCCAGCGCGGGCUGCAUCAUGAAGGACGUGCACCUGGCCUGCCUGGAGGGCGCCAGAGAAGAAAGCGUUCACUUGGUACGGCAUUUUUAUAAGGGAGAAGAAAUUUUUUUGGACAUGUUUGAAGACGAGUACAGGAGCAUGACAAUGAAGCCCAUGAACGUGGAGUACCUCAUGAUGGAUGCCUCUAUCCUGCUGCCCCCGACGGGCACGCCGCUGACCGGCAUCGACUUCGUGAAGCGGCUGCCGUGCGGCGACGUGGAGAAGACGCGGCGGGCCAUCCGGGUGUUCUUCAUGCUCCGUUCCCUGUCACUGCAGCUGCGAGGGGAGCCCGAGACCCAGUUGCCACUGACGCGGGAGGAGGACCUGAUCAAAACCGAUGACGUCCUAGAUCUGAACAACAGUGACCUGAUCGCGUGCACCGUGAUCACCAAGGAUGGCGGGAUGGUCCAGCGAUUCCUGGCUGUCGAUAUUUACCAGAUGAGCUUAGUGGAACCUGAUGUGUCCAGGCUUGGCUGGGGAGUGGUCAAGUUCGCAGGCCUGCUGCAGGACAUGCAGGUGACCGGCGUGGAGGACGACAGCCGCGCCCUGAACAUCACCAUCCACAAGCCUGCGUCCAGCCCCCACUCCAAGCCCUUCCCCAUCCUCCAGGCCACCUUCGUCUUCUCGGACCACAUCCGCUGCAUCAUCGCCAAGCAGCGCCUGGCCAAGGGCCGCAUCCAGGCGAGGCGCAUGAAGAUGCAGAGAAUAGCCGCCCUCCUGGACCUCCCGAUCCAGCCGACGACCGACGUCCUGGGGUUUAGACUCGGCUCCUCUUCCUCCCAGCACCUGCCUUUCCGCUUCUACGACCAGUGCCGCCGGGGCAGCAGCGACCCCACCGUGCAGCGCUCCGUGUUCGCGUCCGUGGACAAGGUGCCAGGCUUCGCCGUGGCCCAGUGCAUAAACCAGCACAGCUCGCCGUCCCUGUCCUCGCCACCGCCGUCUGCCAGCGGGAGCCCCAGCGGCAGCGGGAGCACCAGCCACUGUGACUCUGGAGGCGCCAGCUUGUCGUCCACCCCUUCCGCCAUCCAGAGCCCGGCAGGAGUGGCAGGAAAGGACGCCGGCGAGUGUUCAGCCUGUCGGAGGCCGACAGUCACGGCGGCCACUGGGUUUAGUGCUUCGAACGGCAGCGCUCACGGCAGCUCUCGCAGGCAAUUCAGGCAGGUCUCGCCCGUUAGCCUGCGCGGCCCGCGGCCUCGCCGGGCCUCCGGGGACCAGGGCUGUGAGCCCCCCUCCAAGCGGCCAUUUCCCCGGCUUCCCUUCGCCUUCCGGCCUCGCCUCCGCUGAGGACCGAACCCCCCGCCCUCCGACCCUCCCUCGAGAGCCCCGGCAGCCUGGAAACACUGCCCUUCUCUGGGACCGCCCAGCUGGUGGGGGUUCUCCAGCCCAGUCAUCACAGGGCCCCCUGGAUUUGGCCACCAAGGUCGAGCAGUAGAAUGUGCAAAAAGCGACCAAGAAUUCAAUUAGUUUCUUUUUUCUUUUCCUUUCUUACCUCCCUAACCCUAACCCUGACCCCCCCCCGGCCCCCCUCCCCCCCCCCCAGCUUUGCUCAAAGCUCAGCAGUAGAUUCAGUCCAGCCUCAGCCAGAGGCCAAAGCAGCUCCUUCGUGAGCACUGAUGGGUGGUGACUCCCUUGUCCCCGCUUCUUACACGCAGUCCUCCAGGUAGCUGCCGAUGCUGCUUGCUCCCUGGGGUCCACGGCUGCUCCCUCUCCCACCUUCCCAAAGUUUCUUUCAGGGUUUCCUACACGCACCUCAUGCUUGGCCGUGGUGCUUGCCAGCCAGGGGCCUUUUGCCUUCUUUUGCAUUUAAAAGCUGCUUUCUCUGAGCUCUGCCCUCGACCUGCUAUGCUCUGCUGCACAACCCCCUCCCCCACAACUCUCCCAGCCUGAGCACACAACCCCAAAGAUUUCCUGGAAACUGUCACUUGACAAGGGCCAGCUGAGCCCCUGCCCCGGAGCCGGGGAUCAGCUUCUGAGGGUGCUGGCCAGGGACGUGGGGACCCGCUGCCUUGGUGUCAGCUAAGGGCAGAGCCGUGGGAGGCCCAGCGUCUCUCACGGAAACCUGGACGUCCAGGACUUCUGCUCAGGCCUCCACGCUUCUCCCCGGCUCCUGGCCAGGAAACCAGAAUGUUCUCCGAAUCUUUCAUUUUCAGGGCCAGGCCCCCAGUUGUGGCCUUCGGGCUCAAAACCAGCAGGCCAGCAAAAGCAAGAGGUCAGCAGUAACCUUCGCAGCCCAACACUGGGCGAGAAAUAGGUCCCCGAGGGGUAAUUUUUCCCUGGUGAGAAAGUUCUCACUUUUCAUCCCCCUUGGAUGGAUAUAUUUGUAGAUCACAUUCAGAAAACAGUUCCUAGUUUAAAAAAAAAAAAAAAAAAAAAAAAGAGUUGUGGGCGAUGGGCGAAAGGUUAUUUUUUCCCAUAAAAAAUUGAAAACGGCUACUUUUGAGGGAAAAAACACCCGACCCUCUUAAUAAAACUGUUGGUUCUUUUCUUGAAGAAACCAGUUUUGUGCGUGUGCUAUCGUAUUGUUAGUUGGUUGGUUGGUUUUUUAAUACAUUUGGUGGCAAUUUCCCGUGUCCUUGAUUAUUCUCAUCACCAAAAACCCCGCUAGGGAUCAGGGAAAGAGAUUUGCCAGCUUUUUUGAGUAUCUGCAUGCAAAUGCAGACUCUUACAUAGAAGUUGGGAGAAGAGUGAAGGAAAUACCCCACAGCUCAGUCUCCAGACGGCACAAAAGUGCCAUUUGGAGAAUUAGUCCUCUCUUAACUGCCUUGUCAGCAGCUAAGCUCACAUGUGGAUCCGGACAUGGGCCCGUAGUCCUGCUCCCCGCUUCUGGAAGCGUGGUGGAAGCCUGCCAGAGCAGGUGAGCCCCGGAAGGGACCCGUAGGCUCUGACCAGCACCCGGGAGCCUGCGCCUCGCAGGCAGGCGGCCCAUGCCACAAGGGUCCUGGCCAAAUGGAGCAAAUUCACGGAGAUUCGGAGAAACCAGAAUGCGCGUGGAGUGUUGACUCAGCAUUUCUGGGCUCAGCUCGCACCCUGAAUCACGUUUUCCACUGGUGCUCACAGCCACCUCUGUGACCCAGCACAGAGCAAGGACAGACCCCAAGCCCUAUGCGGUGGUUUUCUCUGGGCCUUAUUUCUCUUAAAAGAAAAAAUCAAAAUAAUAAUAAUAAUAACAAUAAAAAGAAAGAAAACCAAAGGCUUUAGGAAGGAAUAAACAGGCAUCUUUGAGAGCUUGUCUUGCCCAGGAGCCUUGGGGAAACGAAUUGUCCGUAUUCUUUGGGACACUCAGUCUGUUGCUUGUGCUUUCUCUCCACGAUGGGGAGCCUCCUCCUCUCCUGCAUCCCAUUCUAUACACCCUUCGGUUUUAUUUUGCUCUUGGUUUUCCCAUUCUUUUGCUGUAUGUUCAGUUUGCAGUUCUGUUUUGUUUUGGCUUGCCUUAAAAAAAAAAAAAACAAAACCAAAAAACUGGAAUCCCAUUGAACAAACUGUGUCGAGCAUCCUUCCCAGGGCCCAGAGGGCCUCAGGGCUCAGCACCCUGCCAUCAGCAUCUUCUGCUGAUGGCUUGUUGACCCCGAGAUCUGUACAAAUGCGAUGUUUGCUUUCCAAGCGAGAUGCCCACAGCUUUCUUGCCGACACUCCUGGAAGCCGGGAAGGUGUUUUCCGCUGUGAGCCCCCAGCCCAGCCCCAGCCACCACCGUUCCCGUCCAGGCACACUCGUCAUUGGAAAGCAAAGCGACCGUUUGUUUAUAAUCUAAUCAAUGACUUUGAAAAGCACCAAAAACAAAGAAAUUGCCACUCCAAAAAUAACUGCUGGGCGGAGCCUCCCCUGCCCUUCUCCUGCCUGGUCUCUCUCCAUGACCCCUAUAGAGACAGUUAGGGUAGGAGUGGCCCCCGGGGCAGUAACAGCCCCUUUCUGACUGCUAACUCAGCUCUCCGAGAAGGAGCAGUCUGAGGUUUUGGUUUGGUUUUGCAAGCUGAAAAGUUCUAGAGAGUUCCCUUUUUUUUUUUUUUUUUUUUUUUUUUAAACACUGCAGCGAGUCCCCUCUUGGGUAAACGUCACCAGGUGUAAGCUCUGGAAAUGGCCUGAAGUGAUAAGCACAUCCAAGCCCAUCUCCUCCCCGAACAUGUAUUCAUCGUCAGGCAGGGGCUCCAAGACUCUCCCUGACGGAGAUCCUGCCUGGGCCGUUUCCCGGCUCCAUAAUCCACUCGUCGAUUCUGCACGAGCCCCUAAUUUUUCUCUCACCUCACAAGUCAGAGGAACCCUGGGCCCCGACAGAUUUCUCCCCAGGCCUAGGUCAGACUGGAGCUUCCAGCUCCUGUGUCCCCAGACGGAGGAAGUGGAGACAAGCCGUUCCCCCCCACACCACCGUCUCCCACCCGGCUUUCCCCGGGCCUUUGUUCAGGACGGGACAGAGGGUGCCCGCGUGAGCAGAGUAUCUUGGAACUCAGUACCCCUGUUCUCUCUCCCCCACCCC